Microstroma glucosiphilum is the source of this 5230-nucleotide messenger RNA. Its product is annotated as P-loop containing nucleoside triphosphate hydrolase protein. The transcript is spliced from 2 exons. The record is from RefSeq and is a predicted model, not a curated record. Gene Ontology annotation, cellular component: intracellular anatomical structure. Gene Ontology annotation, molecular function: ATP binding; RNA binding. The coding region runs from base 359 to 4999 and encodes 1546 amino acids. Lineage: Eukaryota; Fungi; Basidiomycota; Exobasidiomycetes; Microstromatales; Microstromataceae.
CGCAAUUACCAUCCGCCCUCUUCUUCUUCUUCCUCUUCCUCUCCAUUCACCGCACUCGUCACAUUCUCCCCUCCCUCGUAGACGCAGUUGCGGAUUACUUGGACAAGGCUACAAGUUCGCGCUGCUUGUCUUUGUCUUUACAGCAUUUUCUCUAGCAGCAGAGUGGAGCGCUUGCAGAGCUUCCUGCUUUCUAUACCAACUCCCACCUCGCGGCCUAGUGCAGCAUAUAGCAGCAUUCUGCACACAAUCUCACUUUCAUUGCUGGUGGACACCCAAGCUGAGUGCCUCGUCUCCCGUCAAGAUAUUCUCUCGACGCUGCAUUGCCGUCUCGCAGCCGUGUAGAGGUAGUCGACCUUUCAUGCAGCAGCCUCCUUCUCUAGCGUCAGCAGCCUAUUCUUCUUUGCAACGACCGUCAGCAGGCAACGACGCGACAGGACGUCGUCAAUACCUCUCACCGUCCAACUUCAACGAUCAACACACCAGAGGACUUGGUGAGGUCUCGCUCGGAAGUCACCGCAUUUCAGGUCUGCCCAAGAAGAGGCAGGCCACCACUUCUCGUUCUAAUCCUACGACUCCUGAAGUUGGUCAUAGCUCUUCCUCGUCCAACCUCUGGGGAUCGCAACAACAGCCACCUAGUGCAGGACACGCCUUUUCAACAAGUAGCAAAAGCAGCUCCAACCUCAUGGCGGACUCCACUGGCAAUUGGAGGUCAGGAGGGAGUGGUGCAGGGUCCGUGAGCAGCGGACCCACCGCAGGGUCGAGAGGCAGUAGAGGCGGGUCCAGUGGAUCCAGCAGGGGCAGAGGUGGUAGAGGCGGAAGGGGCGGAGCGUCUUCAAAACGAUCGAAGCACUCUGCGACAGCAGCCGCCGCUGCAGCUGCCAAUUUGCCUAUCCUCCCCGCUCCAGGCCACACUAUGGACUACCUCCGCCACGUGUUGUACCCGAAGCUGAUCGCAUCCGGGACUGUCAAGGCGCAGUGGCUCGAAAACCCCAAGAAUCCGCUGACCGUCUAUAUCAAUCAUCAGACUGGUCAGCCUCCAAAGUUCGAGAUGUCGCAGGGACGUAUAGAGGACGGCCCUCCUGAGCUGGUUUACCGCGCUACCAUCGUCGCCGAUGUGGUUCGCAACAUCUCCGGCUAUGGAGACGGCAAGAACGUGAAGGACGCAGAAAAGGGUGCGGCCUUCGAUGCUGCCAUGAGGCUAGCCGAGCACGGCCUUCUCGGAGCCAAACCCUCGGCCAUCAACCCCGGCUCGUCAGGGCAAGCUCUCUCAAAAGGAGCAACUCCGGCUGACAAUGGGCCGAAAUUGACCACUGGUGCAACCCUCACUGCCGAACGAGCGCGAGAGUUCAUGGAGUAUUAUUGUGCCCAGUUCAAGUUUGGCAAGCCGGCCAUAGAGCUAUCACAGGAGACCACCAGGAAGGGAUCGCGGCAAAUUGCAGGUCUCUGGAAAGCAGAGAUGAUCGUCGGUGGGUCGUCGGUCGGUACGGGUGUUGCUUCCAACAAGAAGAAUGCCACCGCGAAUUGCUACUUGGAUACUGUGACUUACCUGGAGAACAUGGACCCCGACCUCUUUGCAAGCUUCGAGGCGACGCACCGACCGGGGUCUACAAUCGCAUCAGCUGCUCACGUAUACUUCAAGAUAACCGACGAUCUGCACGACGAGAUCAGAGACAUCUCGCGCCGUACAAAAGGCAGUCUGUUGUACUCCAAACGCCCGCGACCUGCUGGCAAGCUCGGGCAUGGUGAGAAGGCAGAAGACCCUGUCAAUAAGCCUACUGCUCGUCGCUUCGAGCCCUUCAAUCUGCCACAUGAGAGCUACAUGCAGGAGAAGUCAGAUACGCUGCUAGACUCGUUGCAGAGGUAUCAGGUAGACGAGCGGGUGGCCAAGAUGCGCGCCCAACGAGCUCAUCUGCCUGUUCAGCAGAAUAUCACCGACGUCUUGACUAAAGUCGCUAUGAAUCAGGUGGCUAUCUGUAUGGCGGCUACUGGAUCAGGAAAAUCUACGCAGGUACCGCAGAUUCUCCUCGACGAUGCCAUUCUGGAGGGCAAGGGAGCUUACUGUAACAUCAUCUGCACCCAGCCACGACGUAUCGCAGCCAUCUCUCUGGCUCAACGUGUAGCAGCAGAGCGCGGUGAGACCGUAGGACAGACCGUCGGAUACCAAGUGCGAUUUGAGCAAAAGCCUCCGCAGCCCCACGGUAGCAUCACGUACUGCACCACGGGAGUUUUCAUGAGGAGGCUGCAGAAUGCUCUUGGCGACACGAGUGGUGCGACGAGCUGGCUGGACACUAUCACCCACGUCGUCAUUGAUGAGGUGCACGAGCGAGAUGUGCAGACCGACUUGCUCCUCGUCGUGCUCAAGAAGAUCCUCGCAGAGCGCAAGUCAGCACAGAAGCCGGACAUCAAGGUCAUCCUGAUGUCAGCUACAGUCGAUCCCAAGCUCUUCCAGAAUUAUUUCCCCGACCAACAGGGUAGACCUGCUCCUGUCGUCGAGAUUCCUGGGAGAGCCUUCCCAGUCGAGAAGCACUUCAUGGAGGAGACCAUUCCUCGCCUUCGCGCUCUCAACCUGCCCUUUGGCGCCGGUGGUUGGGUCUGGCAGCAGAAGAAUGUACAAGAUUAUCUUCAUCGCGAGCUUCAGAUGCGCGGUGGUAUGAGAGGUGGCGAGGAAGGGGCCGAUGUCAUCGAUGACCUCGAGAUCCCCUACCCUCUCGUAUCUCUCUUCAUUGCCGAUGCCAUUGCAAGGAGCGACGACGGACACAUUCUGGUCUUCUUGCCCGGUUGGGACGAGAUCAAGGUGAUCAAUGGCCAUCUGCAAAGCCCUCGAGAAUUCCCUCUUCUCGGCCUCGACUUCAACGAUCGUGAACGCUUCGAGAUCCACAUCCUCCACUCGUCCAUCCCCGUAGCAGACCAACAAGCCGUCUUCCAGCCUCCAGCUCACCCAGGCAUUCGAAGAAUCAUACUUUCCACCAACAUCGCCGAGACCUCCGUCACAAUCCCUGACGUCACCGUCGUCAUCGAUACGGGUAGGGUCAAGGAGAGCCGGUACGACCCUGCACGUCACUUGUCUAGUCUUGUCUCUGCCUGGGUCGGUACUUCCAAUCUGAACCAGCGUGCUGGACGUGCUGGUCGUCACCGAGCCGGAGAGUACUACGGUGUCUUGUCCAAGGCCCGCUACGAUCAGCUCGCCAUCAACCAGACCGUUGAGAUGCAACGUGCCGAUCUGACCGACGUCGUACUGCACAUCAAGGCACUCGAUAUCGCUGGCAUGGAGCCCGAAGACGUCUUGGCUGCUGCUAUUGAGCCGCCUAGCCCCGAUAGAGUGUCUGCUGCAAUGCAGCAGCUGUACAUGAUCGGAGCACUCGACACGAACAAGGCCCUCACUUCUCUGGGUGCUGUCCUACUGCAGCUCCCCGUCGAUGCCGCCAUGGGCAAGAUGGUCUUGUAUGGUCUCUUCUUCCGCUGUGUGCAGCCCACAGUCAAUCUGGCUGCUAUCCUCACCAACCGAGACCCCUUCUUGGCUCCCAUCGACCUGAAGGCUCAGGCUGCUGCUAUCAAAGAGUCUUGGUCCCCCAACGACUAUCGAUCAGACGCCUUGGCGAUUCUGAGGGCCUACCAAGCUUGGUCUGAGCUGCAGAAUCGUGGCGACUUCCAAGCUGCGAACAGGUUCUGUCAUGACAACUUCCUCAGCAAGCCUACGAUGCUGCAGAUCCAGCAGGUCUCUACGCACAUCGUCCAGAGCAUGGGCAGCAUGAUCGAAACCAUCUUGGGCUCGGCAUCUGCACAGAAUGAUGACUAUGGAGGACGCUACCGCCGCCCGCGCCACAGCGAGUCUGCUCCUGAGCUCAAUGUCAACUCGGAAUGCAUCCCUCUGCUCUCGGCUCUCAUCGCAAUGGCCUCUACGCCCAACUUUGCCAUCCGCAAGUCUGAGAAGAACUAUCAGACCAGUCAGGACAAGACGUGCUUCAUUCACCCGAGCUCUGUAUGCCACUUGAAACACACCAAGGGCAAGGAGGACGAGAUCCAAGUCGGUGAGAGGGAGAUUUUCGCCUUUGCUGACAAGACGCGGAACGUGUCCAACCUCGGCGGACCAGGAGGUGGCGGUGGCGGUGUUCCGCCAGCCAUGUUGAAGACGGUUACCCGUCUAGAUCCAUUGACGUACAUGAUCUUCGGAACAAACUCGAUCAAGCCUGUCAACGAAGGAAUCAUCUGCGAUGAUUGGCUGCCGGUACGAGGAUACUUUGAGGCGUUAGACGACGUCGAGAUCCUCAAGCACGUGAUGGACGCCUCUAUGUUGCGCAUCUUCGAAGGUAUCGGCAAGACUCGCCAGGGAGGACGCUCUCGGCAAAGGGCGGCUCCCGCCCAGCCUUCUCGCAGCGCGCCGGCUCCCAUGGACGACUGGGAUGCAGUGGAGACUGCCCACAAUGAGGAUGGGCCUGAUGAGUACUCGUACAGAGAUGGCAAUGCCGACACUGCUGCCACAGGGGCCUAUGGCAUGCCCACCGAGUUCGGCAACCGAUCAGACCUCUCUCUUUCUCCGAGGGAAAUUGCAGAAUUCGAACACCUCACCACGGGCAUUGUCAGAGCUCUCGAUCACUACGCCAGCGACCGUGGGCAGGCGCUUUCCAAUGCCGGAUCCAGGAACGUCACCAGACCUGCCUCUCCUAAUGGCGUCGGGCUGAAUCUCAACGGACACAACAACUAUGGUGGUGGCGGCGGUGGGUAUGGAGGUGGUGGAGGAGGAGGCGGCUACUCCAAGAAUUUCAGUGCCAUGCGGGGCGGCGCUAGUGGGAUGGGCGGUGGAGCCAACUACCACAAUGGGCCCGCCUACCCUACAGGACCUCGCGGUGGAGGCGGCUACAGUGGUCCAGCGCCCACUGGACCUACAGGCUGGGGAGGAAAUGGUUACAGCAACGGCAACGGCCACAGCAAUGGUUACGGCAAUGGCAAUGGCGGUGGUGGUGGAGGAUACGGCGAUGGAGGCAACUGGAGGCGUGGCUAGAUGGCGGCUCUUGAUUCGAAGGGCACAAUGAAGUCAAACACAUAGAUGUCGCUACUCCCUCUAGCUUCUGACCCUCUUGUCACCUCGUCACGUCAGGCUCAGCGUGGCAUCCAUUCGCCUCGUCUCGCAAUUUGUACUCGCGACUCUUGUUCUACCACACUUUACAUCGCACUCGCACCUUGACAGACUUCACUCAAAAUAGAUAGACUGUACUUUCGUCUCGUCUUUCAC